AUGUCGUUACUUUAAAAGUUUACAAAGUUAUUCAAGUCUAAAGAUGAAAUGUAAGAAUCAUUGGGUAUUUUAUUGAAACCUAAGUCUCAAAAGGAUUUUGAUGUAGCAUGUGAAUAUUUUGGUUCUUUAAUGAAGAGAUAUCCAGCAGUAGUAUUCAAUCUUUUAAGAUCAAAAGAAAAUGUUGAAAAUUUCUAACCUAAAGCUGAACAUCUCUUAAAUUUAUUAUUUGUAAUACAUGCAAAUAUAUCUGAUGAUACAAUUUGUGCUUAAUUAAGGGGAUCUCCAAUUUAUUGGUUAGAUAAAUUAAUGUCUGAAAAUAAGGAGAGUUUCAUUCUUAUUGAAAGGAUGAUAUGUGAAGCUAGUACAUCUAGUUUCUUUCCAUAAUAAUCUCCUUUAACUUAACAAUCUUAAUUUUAAGGAAAGAAUGAUUAAGUAAAAGAGAAAAGAAAAACAAGAAUAGAAAUGAAUGAAUAACUUAAGAAUCCUAUUUAAAAAACAGAAACUUAAUUGAUUACAUGUUAAUUAAAGGCUAAAAUCUUUUGUAUCAUUUAUUACUCAUUCUUAUAAAAAUUAUCAGUUAAUUUAUUGGUUUAUAAAUCUUGUAAGGAUUUGAAAUAUCCAUUUGAAGAACCAGAAGAUGUAAAAUUAAGAUAUAUAUGGAUAUAUAAAAUUUAAAAUGUAAUGUUAAUGGGUUUAAAAUUGUUGGAAUGCAAGAAUAAUAAAUAUAAAAUAUAUUAAGAUUUAGUAUAUUAGGAUUUAUUUAGAUUUCAGGUAUUUGUAAGAUAAGAAAUUGAAUAAUUGAUAGAUCAAUAUGCUACAAUACCAAAUUUAGAUUGUUUAUCAUUAUAUGAGAUUUUUUCAGAAUUUCAAAGAGCAAGGACAAUUCUAGAAAACUAUAAUCAAGAUAUUGAUCUUAAAUUAAGAGUCAGUACAAGAUAGAUUGAAGAAUUUUUGAGUUUCUCAGUUAGAAUUAAAGUAUUGAAUUAAUUUGCAUUCAAAAAAAGCCUAAAGGUUCCAAAUCGAUAAUAACCAAAUAUUUCUAUUGUUUAAUAAUCAUAGUCUGAUCGUAAAGUAUUUAAUAUUAUAAUAAAUCUCUUUUUAGCAUCAUAAAGCUGUUAGUGAUAUAAAUAAGGAAAAUCUUUAACCUCUUAAUUAAUAAGAUUUUUAAUUUGAAUACACUUAUGAAAGAGGAGUAAUGGAGAAGAAAUUUUAUAAUCAAUCUACUGAAAAUAGUAUGGAUGAUAUUGAAGAGAAUAUCUAAUUUGAUAUAGUUUAACAUAGACCUUAACAUCUUAAGGGAUUAAGCACAUUUCAAUAAUAUUGA
Messenger RNA from Paramecium primaurelia, 1324 nucleotides. The record is from the annotation of a GenBank genome assembly. Lineage: Eukaryota; Ciliophora; Oligohymenophorea; Peniculida; Parameciidae.